Cucumis sativus (cucumber) is the source of this 2830-nucleotide messenger RNA. RefSeq lists its product as uncharacterized. The record is from RefSeq and is a predicted model, not a curated record. The coding region runs from base 428 to 2152 and encodes 574 amino acids. The transcript has 7 exons. Lineage: Eukaryota; Viridiplantae; Streptophyta; Magnoliopsida; Cucurbitales; Cucurbitaceae.
AAGAAAGAAAGAAAGAAAGAAAGAAAGAAAAAAGGAAAUGGAAUCGGAAUUGAAGAUAAUUUUAAUUUGUGCCCUCCAUUUGAGCGAAUUUGUUUUGGCGAUGGUGCAGUAUUUUCAAAAUCCAUCCCGCUCUCUGCCCUUCACUUCAAUUCAAAUCGCCACGAACUUUCUUUUCCUCUUUUUUUAAUUUGUAAAUUUCAAAUUUUGUAGAUCUGCAGCUUAACACCAACAACAAAAAACCCUAACCCACAAACCAUUUCAAUCGGAUUCUCACCUCUAACCCCUCUUCCUUUUUCAGAUAAACUUGCAGAUUUCGCGCCAAUCCUUUCAAGUUCGCUCCUUUUUCUCCGAUUCUUUCAAUAAACCCAUGUCUUUCUUUUGAUUUUUCAACACCAUUGUCUUGGAUUUCUACUGCCUUUUUUACCUUAUGGAUGAUCGGCGCGAUUCCACAAUCGUUUCAGACUUGUUUUUCUCCACACCCAGAUCGAAAACCAAGACUUUAGGUGAGAAGAGGAGUAGUAGUAGUAAUUUUGAAGAACAGUGUGGGUCUGAUCUUAAGAGGAUAAAGUUGCCAGAUUCUGGAUCCAUGUGUGGUUCUCAAGCAAUAAAUAUCUGUCAGGAGAGUUGUUUGAAAACUGUUGAAGUUAGUGAGGAAUGUCAGACGGUUGAAGAAGAGAGGUUACAAGCAAUUGAAUUGUCUAAGAAAUUGGAUGUUUUUGCCACUCUAGCUGAAAAGGCUGGGGACACUAAUGCGUCAUCGGGGGUGCUGGAUCUUAAUACUGAAAUUUGUGUUGCUAGAAGUUCAGGUUCUGAUAACAUGGAUUUGGUUAACAUUUCUAAAAAACAACACAGGCUCAGGAAUGAUAAUGGCAGUCAUGUAGCUGCAAGAGGCAUUGAUUUAGAUCUCAACAUUGAAGAUGUUUCUACUUCUGUAAACUUGGAAACUGCUCACCCUCCCAAGAACUACAAUGAGUUGAAGUCACAGAAAUCCUCUGAAUGUGCUAGCUCUACAGGUCCAUUGGGAGAGAAAGAUCCACUGAGUAUAUGGAAGGAGAUGAAGCAAAAUGGAUUUCUCUCGGCUUCUCACGGAUUUAUCUCGGCUUCCCAUGGAGGCAUACCGGCACCAAAGCAACGUGGGAGGAAAAGUAAAAACGACGCCUUUAAGAAAAAAAUGGAGAUUGCAAAAAGAGAGAAGAAGUUGGAGCUUGCAAAGAAAGAGCAGAUUGAUCGGUUCACAAAGAUUGCUGCUCCAAGUGGUUUGCUUACUGAACUCAAUCCUGGGAUCAUAAACCAUGUAAGAAAUCGGAAACAGGUUCAUUCGAUUAUAGAGGCCAUUGUAAGGUCUGAAAAGCAGGAAAACGAGCGCAUAGCUAAUAAGCUAGAAAAAAGACAUGCUGCUAAAGCAGGAGCCAAAAGGGAUCUUGAGAACACUCACGAUCCAGACAUAAAUGUAUAUGGCUCUUCUCAAGGAUAUGGCUCUUCAAAUAACAUUUCUGCUGUCAGGCAAAAAAGAGGAUGCUCCUUGACAAGAUCAUUGAUAACGGAGGCUGAAGUUGUGGAUCGUGGGCAAAUCAUGUUAGAUCGAGCCACUGGUAAGAAUUAUGCUUCACAAUUGAAUACUACAAACGACAAAGAGACUCUUGCACUUGAGCUGUCAUCAUCACAUGCUGUAUCUGAGAAUGCUUGUCCAGUGUCUAACGAUGAAGAAGAAAAUUUGACUUGUAUUUCAUCUCUUUCUCUUAAAGCGGCUACUGUUGCAUCUCAGUGGUUGGAUUUAAUACAUCAGGACAUCAAAGGGCGUCUUUCAGCUCUGCGACGGAGUAAAAAAAGAGUUCGAGCAGUUAUUUCAACAGAGUUGCCAUUUCUAAUAUCUAAAGAAUUUCCAUCUAAUGAAGAAAACGAUCCAUUUGUUUCGAAGAGUUCUCAGGAAGAAAGUUCGGUUGUUUCCUUGGCUGAUAUCCAUCAAGCAAGAUGGACAAAGCUGUUUGAUCAGAUGGAUAAAGCUCUUGCUGAAGAAGAGAAACAAUUAGAAAGUUGGUUGAACCAAGUAAAAGAAAUGCAGAUCCACUGUGAUCAAGGGCUGUCUCAUGCUCAGUCAAAUGCAGCUUUCGGCUCACAGCAACUGGGAGAAAAUGACUUGAGGAGUUUGUAAAUCCUUGUAGUGGUAUUUAAGUUGUUCGAAAAUCUGGGGUGGUGGAGCAAGAUGAUAUAAAAACAAUUUGAAGAAAGACGGAAUGCGACUAAGACUAAUACAGAAGAUACCCAUUUUGGAGAAGAUCGUGGAGCAAAUGCAUGUGAUACUAGUUGAGAUGUAUGAAGAUUAGAGAUAGCAAGGAUUGUCAAAAGUCACAGAAACGAGCAUCAAGAUGAGGAAAAUGAAAACAGAUAAGGAAUCAAAGAUGAGGUAAGGAACUAAGAAGGAGGGUUCCUCCCAACUUAGAGAGACAAGGGUAGAACAAGAUCGAAUCAAGUUUAAGAAGCUAAAAGUGGUUGUGUCUAACGGAGAAGACUCAGAUGGUUGGUUCUAAAGCGCAUAACAUUAUUUCCAAUUGCAACUGUUGAACGAGCAAGAAAAGCUGAAGAUUGCCAUUGUGAGCUUGGAGGGAAGGGGAUUGAGUUGGUUUCGUUGGACUGAGACUCGACGAAAGUUUAAGUCAUGGACCCAGUGUGCUUAAUGUUUACCUGUAAAAUAAGAAGAGAACGUAUCAGAAUAUUUGUAGCAUUUUAAGAAGUUGUCGGCACCACUGUCAGACAUGGCAAAAGACGUGUUGCUAAACACCUUCACCAAUGGGCUUGAACCAAUAAUACAAACGUAAAUCUUUUUUAUGUA